CUCACUUAUCUAUCUGCGUACAUUUGUUGCUCAAUCAACAAUCUGAUUCAGUUAUUCUCGGUUCUGUGGACGCAGCGUAGCGUCACGUUCAGAAAAUUGUUAAAAUAAACAAGUCCAAAACGUGUGCAACAUUCCAAGUUCUACGAGUAACAAUGAAGUUUGAAGCAAUUCUAUUUAUGGUGGUGAUCACUGCGCUACUAGUUAAAAGCGAACAUUUAAUUCUUGGAGAAGCGGACAAGAAACAGUUAAUUUUUCAUACAAAAGCACAAUACCAUUCAAUACCUUUUAUGAAGAGAGAGAAACAGGUUUUCUACAACAGUGUCGAUCAGAGACCAAUAAAUGCAAUCAUGGCUUAUGAUAAUCUUCAUUCAUUGGCUUCAGCAGUUGUCACAGCUGGGGGCCUGGGCUACGCCUACGUCAAUUUGCGACUAGAGAGUGAGCGUGGCGGGGCACUAGAUUACGAUAUUGGCAUUUAUUCAUAGUUAUAUUGUUAAGUACUAACGUAUGUAGGAGAUCAAAAAGUCAUUUGAAUACACUGUUUAUUACGCAAUUACAUUAAAAAUAAACUUUUUUUCGUUACAC
Molecule: messenger RNA, 582 nt
Organism: Melitaea cinxia (Glanville fritillary)
Lineage: Eukaryota; Metazoa; Arthropoda; Insecta; Lepidoptera; Nymphalidae
Exons: 2
Coding region: 153-482 (109 amino acids)
Source: RefSeq, a predicted model, not a curated record